UUAAAAGCACCAAUUUCUAAUUUUAAGCAAGCGACGCAUUAUUCAAACAUAAAUAUUCAUUCAGUCUAUGAUAUACAACAAUUUAUUCCUGUUUUAGUCUGUGUAGUGUAAACACUUAAAAAUUUGUUUGCCAAUAUUUUAAAUCUAUCGGAGCUUUAGUUCCAGGCAACAAGUGCGAACACACAAAUCACAGAAUUGGAAGCGUGUAAUAAAUUCUUCCGUUUCUUCUUUUGAACCGUUUAACCUUUUUCCGUAAGCCCUCGCAAUGUGUUGUUAUCCAGGUGGCUGCUGCGGUUCGCCCGCCUCUAUUCAGUGCACAAAUUUCUGUUUUAAUUGUUGGACAGGAUGUGCAGCGAGCCCAUGUUGCCGCACAAGCUGUUCCCCUUGCUGUCCGCCAUAUCGCGGAUGUUGCGGCGGACCUCGUUGUGGAUCAUGCUAAACUAACAAAAAGUGACUGGCUUAGAAAGAAACUAAGGAAAAUAAAAAACUAA
This is a messenger RNA of Drosophila sulfurigaster albostrigata, 491 nucleotides long. RefSeq names its product male-specific sperm protein Mst84Dd. Bases 266 to 439 code for a protein of 57 amino acids. The transcript has 2 exons. The record is from RefSeq and is a predicted model, not a curated record. NCBI's taxonomy places the organism in Eukaryota, Metazoa, Arthropoda, Insecta, Diptera, Drosophilidae.